AUGAGUUCCAAGGUCACAUACUCUCUAGAAGAGCUUUUUAGCUUUCAAUCAAAAGGUGUCAUUUUUCGAGAUACCCAUCUUCCUGACAAGGAAUUCUGGAGGUUCAAUGCAAAACUGAUUCACAAAAUCAAUGUUGGCCUGAACCGAGGAAAUCAAAAAGGUCAGAAUAGUUUCAAAAAGAAGACUUCAUAUAAACCCGCUGCUGAGGAAAACUCGGAAGAAGAAGUUCCAGAGUGGCUGGACGAGACAGAUUUCCGAGUGGAUAGCACUUUUGCCGGCUACAGCAGUAUCGGAUCGCAUACGUACGAAGAUUUUGAAAGGGAAAAAAGAGAGUUUCACAUGAAAAAUGGCUAUUACGAUCAGCUCAAAGACGACGAGAACGUACAGGGAAACCUAGCAAAUGAAGAGCACACCUUGAAAGAGGAGAUAACAGCGUCCUCAUCCGCAGAAGAUUAUCAAUUCGAUAAGGAGCUGGAGCUAAAGGAUCAUCUUAAUCGGCAGUUCUUUGACAACCUACUCAAAAGUAACGUUGAAUUGAAGCAGGAUCUUUCUAAAGUUCUACCCCAACCAAACAUACAGACAAGAACCCCAGAAACAUCCAAGUUCGAGCGAUUAUUUCAGUCUGAUAAUAGUUUGGAGUUGCCUAAUCAAGCUCCGCAAUCCAACUUCGCACCGCCAAAUCCUUCUCAGAACUAUACGUCUCAAAAUGAGAGGGCCCGCAACACCUCUGCCCCUUCUUAUGUGCCGCCCUAUGGAGCAGUGCUACCUCCUGGUUUACCGAUAGGCAAUCAGCAAGGCCAAAGAUUUCCAGGUGCGCCCAUGGGUUUCAAUCCAGCAGGCCUGCCGCCGCCUCCGCCUGAAUUAUGGAAACUUAUCCAAGAUGGUAAACUGCCUCCUUUACCAGGAAUGCUCCCUGGAGUGAUAGGUUCCAAUCCUCAAAUUCCUCCACAGUUCCCCCCAUAUCCUAAUUUUCAAGGGGCUCCUCAACAUCCAUCGAUGCCUCCCCCACCAGAAUUUAGCUUGCCUGUGGGUGUACAGAAUCUUGCAAAUCCUAACGACCCCCAUAUGAAUGUGACGAACUUGCAUAGGCCUCCACCUCCCCCUGGUCUAAUGCAGUUUCCUCAGUUUCAACAGCAACAUGACUAUUCCCGUGACAAUCGUGGGCCGCCAACCUAA
Molecule: messenger RNA, 1176 nt
Organism: Ogataea haglerorum
Lineage: Eukaryota; Fungi; Ascomycota; Pichiomycetes; Pichiales; Pichiaceae
Exons: 1
Coding region: 1-1176 (391 amino acids)
Source: RefSeq, a predicted model, not a curated record